Messenger RNA from Struthio camelus australis, 2100 nucleotides. RefSeq names its product frizzled class receptor 7 (gene FZD7). Gene Ontology annotation, cellular component: plasma membrane. The record is from RefSeq and is a predicted model, not a curated record. Lineage: Eukaryota; Metazoa; Chordata; Aves; Struthioniformes; Struthionidae. Gene Ontology annotation, biological process: non-canonical Wnt signaling pathway; canonical Wnt signaling pathway. Gene Ontology annotation, molecular function: Wnt-protein binding; Wnt receptor activity.
CUCCCGGACUUCCUCACCCCGCCGCAGUCCCCCGCUGGCUUCUCCUUCUCCUGCCCCCGGCAGCUCAAGGUGCCCCCCUACUUGGGCUACCGCUUCCUGGGGGAAAGGGACUGCGGGGCCCCCUGUGAGCCAGCCCGGCCCAACGGGCUGAUGUACUUCAAGGAGGCGGAGGUGCGGUUUGCCCGGCUGUGGGUGGGCGUAUGGUCUGUGCUCUGCUGCGCCUCUACCCUCUUCACCGUGCUCACCUACUUGGUGGACAUGCGUCGUUUCAGCUACCCAGAGCGGCCCAUCAUCUUCCUCUCAGGCUGCUACUUCAUGGUGGCAGUGGCCUAUGCGGCAGGCUUCUUGCUGGAGGAGCGUGUGGUAUGCCUGGAGCGCUUCUCUGAGGAUGGCUACCGCACUGUGGCCCAGGGCACAAAGAAAGAAGGUUGCACCAUCCUCUUCAUGAUCCUCUACUUCUUUGGUAUGGCCAGCUCCAUCUGGUGGGUCAUCCUGUCCCUCACUUGGUUCUUGGCUGCUGGCAUGAAGUGGGGCCAUGAAGCCAUUGAGGCCAACUCCCAGUACUUCCACCUUGCUGCUUGGGCUGUGCCUGCUGUCAAAACAAUCACUAUCUUGGCCAUGGGGCAGGUGGAUGGGGACGUGCUCAGUGGGGUGUGUUACGUAGGUAUCUACAGCGUGGACUCCCUGCGAGGCUUUGUCCUGGCACCUUUGUUUGUGUACCUGUUCAUCGGCACUUCCUUCUUGCUUGCUGGCUUUGUGUCCCUGUUCCGCAUCCGAACCAUCAUGAAGCAUGACGGCACCAAGACAGAGAAACUGGAGAAGCUGAUGGUGCGCAUUGGUGUCUUCAGUGUCCUGUACACAGUGCCUGCCACCAUUGUCCUGGCGUGCUAUUUCUAUGAGCAGGCUUUCCGUGGCACCUGGGAGAAGACGUGGCUCCUCCAGACCUGCAAAUCCUAUGCUGUGCCCUGUCCCAGCCACUUUGCCCCUAUGAGCCCUGACUUCACUGUCUUCAUGAUCAAGUACCUCAUGACCAUGAUUGUUGGUAUCACAACUGGCUUCUGGAUCUGGUCUGGCAAAACCCUUCAGUCCUGGCGACGCUUCUACCACAGACUCAGCACUGGCAGCAAGGGAGAGACAGCAGUAUGAGACCCUCCUGCCCCCUCUGCAUGCACACACACAUACACACACACACACACACAGAAGAGGGAUACUCAGCAGAAGGGAGGUGAUGGCUCCCCAAAGGAGGAGGAAAGGGAGGCUUUCUAAAACUUUUGCUUCCUCCCAGGGGGAAAAAGAAUCUUUGCAUAAAGGACCAGAUGCCCUGUGUCCAAGGGUGCUUAUGCCCAGCUAAUUGGAAGAGCACAGAAAAGGGUUCUCAGGCCACUGGUGGGGUGGGAGAGUCCUUUACCUGCAAGAAGUUCCCAUUACCUCUUCCCUAUGCGGGGGGUGGGGGGGGCCUCAAAACGUCCUGCCUUGCUUUGGAUGAGACAGGAGAGAGGGAAAGCCACAUCCAUUGAGCAGCCCCUGCCAAGAAGUAGCCAAACUAUCUCUGAAUUCCUGAGGUCAAAUUGCAGCUCUCGCAGGGUAACUUCAGAGCCCUAGGUUACUGUCUGCUCAUUGAACCACAGUGGAGCAAUCACGUGAGUACUGUACAACAAGCUGCCAGUCCAGAUCCUGUGCUGUUGAGAUGCCUCUACUCUGUCAGCUUAGGAGUUUUUUUUUUCCCCUCAGUGAUACCUGUUUUCAUUAUUUUAAAGUGAAAAGUCUGCCUUGAGUGUGUUAUUCUUGCUGCUGUGGAGGAAGGAGGGGGUUGCUAUUCCACACCCUGAAAAGAAAUGACUUGUUGCUUUUCAGCAGAAGGCUUUUCCCCCUUGCCUUUGUUAUAGGAGACAAAGGGGGAAACAAAAGUGUUUUCUAUGUAGAAAGGCAUAAGCAUGGGAUCGCUUUUUAUGGGCAAACUAACAAAAAGAAGUCGUUGAGGUUCACCCUUGGAUGUGAGGAGCUCACAGAAAUAAACAUUCCUUUUAUGAAAAAGGAGGAGGCAGGAUGUUUUCGUACUGUUCGGUAUGGGUUGCUUUUCUAAGCUGGAGGAAAUGCAAA